This is a messenger RNA of Calidris pugnax (ruff), 4255 nucleotides long. RefSeq names its product family with sequence similarity 149 member B1 (gene FAM149B1). NCBI's taxonomy places the organism in Eukaryota, Metazoa, Chordata, Aves, Charadriiformes, Scolopacidae. Bases 17 to 1840 code for a protein of 607 amino acids. The transcript is spliced from 15 exons. The record is from RefSeq and is a predicted model, not a curated record. Gene Ontology annotation, biological process: cilium assembly; protein localization to cilium.
GGCGGAGCAGCCGAGGAUGAUCUCGCGAUACGCGCGGAAGCCGGUGUCCCCCGGCGCUCUGGAGACACAAGGGCUUCCCAGACAUGCCCUGCGGCAUCAUCCACCGCCAGAACCAGAGGCUGACGUGUGCCCGGCUGCUCCUGCGGCUGAAAGCCCCAUCGAGAGCUCAAGGGAGCCUGAAGUCUGGAAGGAAUCAGCUUACCCCUCUGUUACUGCAGCUGAUGAUGGGAGUUCAUGGUCUGCUAGUCAGAGUUAUGCUGAUACCUCCACCGAAGACAGCUCAGUCUUCUCUUGGGGCUAUGAUGAAUUUGAUAAAGCUGCCACACAACAAGUAGAGCAAAUGUUCAGACAAAUUGACGAGCUUCUCUACGAGCAGAAAGAAAAUGUGCACGUUGAGGGUCUGCGGGAAGAAUGCCACCAGUGGACAGCCAACUUUCCUCAUCUCAGGGUUGUGGGGAAGCAGAUAGUGAUCCCCACGGAUGAAGGGUAUGGAUGGUAUUCCAGUUCACCUUCCGGCAGUUUGAGUUCCUCAGAUGUAAGUUCACCACAAGAAAAAGAUUCUAAUGAAUUUAGUGUUUUUGGCAAGAAGGUACCUCUGUCUGUGACUCCUGUUCACAAAAAGCCUGACCGUUCCAAGUCUCCGGCCUUGUGUUCUCCAGAGAGUGAAGAAGGGGACGAUGGAGUCAUUGUCUCAGAAGGCGUAAUGGAGGAAUAUUUAGCAUUUGACCGCAGAGAUGUGGAGGAGGAGUUGCACGAGAGGAAAACAGGGCUGUCCUCUGGUAGAAGGAAGUUGGGGUUUCCUCCUGUCUCUCCACAUUCCUGCAUGAAGGAUUCUGUGCUCACGUUUGUGUUCGAUGAUGUGUGGAGUGAAGUCCUAGGCUGCAUGGAAGAAUUAAUCCGCAGGCACUGGGAAGGGUCAGCCUCUGAUGAUGAGAAAAAUAUCAUAACAGUAGAAACGAUCAGAGCAGACGCCAAAAGCCCUUUGCAGUUUGAUCCUCUGCUCGCGUUGUUGCCUCGUGUGCCACAAACCAAAAUGCCCUCAGUGACGUCCAAUCUGUGCCCCAAAACCAGAUGUGGCCGCAAAAGCAAAAAGAGGAGAAAAACACCUCAAGUGAAUCUCUCUCAAGGGUCAAGUAGCGGCUCUCAACAUAAUCUAAAUGGCUUGAUGGUGAUACAUGGGAUCCAGCUACAGCAAAGGAAUCUGCCUGCAAUGGAGAAAACACUGGACCUGGAUGACAAACGGCCGGGCUCCAGCUCCAUUCUCUCUACCAGAGUGUGGCCAAAUCGUGCUCUAGAGCUCAGUACAUCGUCCCUCUCACGUUCCACGAGGAGGCGAAACCCACCCCCCCGUACCCUGCACCCCAUCGACGUGAGCCUCUCUCGGACUGCGACCCCGGGCUCCGUGGAUGAUGUCUUCAGGGGCAGUCGAUUCCUGACUGCACAGGAGCAGCUGACCUCACCCUCCCCACUGCCACUGAGCCGAAAUAACGUCCUACCACCUAUUGGUAGCACCAGAGUGGCAGAGCACGUGAGCACAGCGGGAUCCCAGAGGCAAACGAAAUCUCGAGGGAACUCAAGUCGAGCUCACAGUGUAACAACGCAGGAAGAUGCCCACCAGCAGCUACAAGAGCGCCUUUCCUUACCUGAUCAUGCCUCCAAGCCUAACACAACCAGCACGUUCUUGCCAGAUCCCCAGCACCGCCGUUCUUACACUGUAAUUGACUACAGUAAUCGCUCCCGGACCAGCAGAGGAUCAGCAGGCUCAGGUCUUCAGCUGCACGGUUCUGUGAAAGCUCACAGUCGAAGUGGAUCAGGCACAAAAGGCAAAGCGGGGUUCUGAGGUGCCAUGAAGAAGUACCCACCCACCUCCAGAGAGCCAUGAACCACCUCUCAGUCUCAGCGACGUCAACCUUGUUUACAGAGAGUUUUCAAACACCCUUCCUUACGAGUAAUUAUUUUUAUAUAAAUCUAAAGAAGCAGCUGCCAAAGAUUAGGCGGGGUAUACUUAAACAUUCCUUUUUCUACCAGUAGAAAAAAGUUAUACUGCAGUGGGAGGGUGAAUAUACACCAGUGGACAGUAAAGCCUAGCUCCUAGAAAAUCUAUAGCAAGUGCUGGCAGUCCUUGCUGUUUCCCCAUCACUGGCUUGUGACUGCUUCAUGUUGUUACAGGCAGGUACUGCAGAACCUGCUGAUUUUUCCAUUAGCUCUACAAAAGAGUAGCAGUUUAAUUUUUUAAAGCUAUAUUUAUAUGUGUAAAGCAAUACUAUGCUAUCAAGAGCACUCGAUACUGCUCAGCUUAGGCAAGUUAUGAAUCCUGUAGUAAUUGCAGCGUAUAUUAAUACAGUUGCGUAAAAAUAAGGCAGCAAAGUAGAUGAACAGAACUAACACCACUGACUCAGCCUGUGUUAUACAGUUAUACCUCUUCCUCAAGUGGCUAAAAAAGGUCCAAGAGGCAAAAAGGAGUCUCUUCCUACAAGUAGUUCCAGCCAGCAUUCAAGGAACUUACAUCGUCUUCCUGGUGAGAGAUAUUGUGAGAGAUUUCACAGAAUAGGUCAGGCUCCCUUCCUAAAAAUACCUACUUUUAGUAGAUGUGUUCUGCACCGUGUGACAGACCUAUGGGAGGUAUUUGCUGCAGUUGCCCUUGUGGCUCCAAAUAAGAUAAACACAUGAAACACAAGCUUCUCAAAACAAAUGAUUACUUGAAGGUCUUACUCCCAAGCAGUAAGCGCUGGAUUACAAGGAAGGGUAAAGACAACAUGAGGAUAAGCACGUAUUGUAUUUAAGCAAAGUUAGGGCACUGCACAAAAAUAGUUGUUUCUUUAUAAUCCAGUUAAAGAGCACUUUUUUCCUGACUUUCCUUAUUAAUAUUUCCCAAAUUACAAUUCAUAAUGGAAAAAACUUGUCAAUAUUCUUUAUGAAGUGUCUCCCUUAUUGCCCCCACUCUAAGGUAUGCAAUCUAUCAAAUGUUAGUGGUACCUACAGAACAGCUAAUAAUUUUUAAUCAAUAUUGAAGUUCUUGAGUCCACUUGAUCCACGCAUGCUCUAAUCAAAAAGAUGGGAAAAGAAAGCAAAGCAGAACCGUGCAAAUGUAACUGGGUUAACUUUCCUUUGCAUCUCUAGAGGGGAAAAAAAAGAGUUCUUGGCUCAGUCUAAACCUCUAAAAUUUGCACAGAGAUAAACUGAUGCUAAAGAGAGGCCUCUAUUCGCUAAAUUCUUUAAGAAGUCCAGCUUCUCUUAAGAGCUAAGACUACUGGAACAUUGCACAGUGUGUCAUUCAUUUAGCUCAAGCUGACUGGAGAUAAGCAUCCCGUGCCAUUCCUCAGGGACCAAGCUAUUUUUCUAAAGCUCUAAUGCAGAAAAGUUACAAAAAUAGACAAAUGAACAGACUUCUAGUAGAUGUAAUGUAGUAUUUUACAGCCCAGAGGAGUCAAUGUGUUAAUAAAGUGAAAGCAGUCUCACCAUUGGGUAAUUUUUGGUUUCUGUACAGAUCGUUGACACGAGAGACUUCUCCUGGGCUGUUAGAGAUCUAUUUUUUGUAGUUAACAUUCAGGUCAUGUGUUAUGCAACAGAAUGAUAUGCUGUACUCUCUGAGUCAGGAUAACUUUUGAAAGCAGCCAAGUAAAAGGGAACAGAGUUAUCAUCUACCUCUGGCUUCCCCCAGGAAGCUUUAUUAAAUUGUCAGGUCCUGAAUGACAUCAGUGCUGCAAUAAGGACCUUCAGCUCAAAAGUGUCACCUUGUAGCUCGUAAGCCUUUGAUAAAUGAUCCACAAAAUAAAGCCAGCCUCAUUCCUUUGAGCUAGAGUAAGUUGAAAACUAGUCACCCUUUGAAAUUCAUACCCUGCACGCUACAUCAAGUUGUUUAAAGACAGCUGAAGCAAAAGCCAGCAAAGUAUUUCUGCAUCAUACAGAAGUAAUUCACUUCUGCGAUAACAGACCUGUUGACAUCCAGUGAAGUAGCUGAUCCCUCCCAUCCUACAGCAGAUUUGACUGGGACGCUGUGGAAAUAACACACAGUACGUUUCUAAGCUUUGGAACCCCUCGUUAAGGGACAUCACGAAUCCCAGGAAUACACAGAACUGCCCCUGUUCCGUGGAUGUUUCAGUUUAGUACCUCACCUCAGCAUGUUAGAGAAUUUCUGUAUGGUCAGUUAUCUGCUGCAGUCUUGUUUUCUUCCCAAGGCAUCUGCCAGGGGCAAUCCAAGACCAAAUGCCAGGUGGUCCUUUCACCUAACAGCAUCACCAGCACCAACGCCUCA